AGUUUCACAGACAGAUUAUGACAGAUUAUCGCGCGAUAUCGCUAACCAUUGUAAAGAGCUGCACUGAAAAAUAUCGCGAGUGAGUAUAUCGCAUGCGAUUAAAGGCCUGCAUUGUAAAGGAAGCAUAAUUUUGAGCAAAUCGCAUGAUCUCGAGAGAAUCGCGUAAAAAAAGAUUGCACCUUCAUCGGGGCGCGCUCGUCAUAACUACACUCGUACGCGUGCUCGAAGAUUUUUUUUCCAUCGAGGCGACAAUAGACACCCCGUAAUUUUAAGAAAAUCGCGUAAUUUCGAGAGAGCCGCAUAAAAAAUCACGGAAAAAAUCGCGUAAAAAAAUAAUCCAGUGUACUGUUAACACGAAUGCAGUCAAAAUAAUGUUUCUACUAUUCGCCACGAUGCGGCACGGCAAACGCAUGCGCAGAAAUCUUCCGUAUCGAUAAUUUCCGUCAAAUGACACUGCAGAGCGCCUCAUGUUCCAAAAGAAAACAAGCAUUGCGUAUUCUUGUGUUCGUUCGUACAAGCAUAAAAAAGUGGAUUGGUUCAAUUUUGCCGAAUAAAUGAAGCGUGCAUAUCCAAGGGAUUCCGAAGCGGGAUCCAAUGGUGACUCCAACGAGAACAAUGGACCAUCCGGAUUCAAGCAACCUGCGUGUGUACGUCUCAUCAACAAGCAAAGGGAAACCCUCCCGGUGCACAAUGUGCGCCAAGAUAUAAUCAACAAUGUGAAUAAAAAUCAGACGGUUAUCCUGCUGAGCGACACCGGAUCCGGGAAAAGUACGCAGGUUCCCCAGUUUCUCUACGAAGCGAAUGUCAACCGGGGGAAGCUGAUUGGAAUAACACAGCCGCGGCGAGUUGCAGCGAUAACUGUGGCAAGAAGGGUUGCCCAGGAGCAAAUGACGACUCUUGGCGAUAUUGUGGGAUACUCGGUUCGUUUUGAGGAUGUAACGUCCGAACAUACGAGAAUUAAAUUUAUGACUGACGGUACACUCUUCAGAGAGGCACUUUCUGACCAGUCGCUGAAAAAAUACAACGUGAUUAUCCUGGAUGAAGCGCACGAAAGAACGAUAGCAACUGAUGUGCUCUUUGGAAUCGUUAAAAAAGCGCAACAAUUUCGAAAAACGAAACUGUUCGAACCAUUGAAGGUGAUAGUGAUGUCCGCCACAAUGAAUGUGGAUCACUUUUCACAGUAUUUCAACCAAUGUCCGACGCUUUACAUGCGUGGGAGUAAUUACUCGGUUAAAGUGUUUCAAUCAAUGGACAACGUUCACUAUCUGGAAGCAUGUAUAAGAACCAUCUUCCAGAUUCACGAAAAACGAGACAUCGAAGGAGACAUUUUGGUGUUCCUUACAGGACAAGAAGAAAUAGAAUCAACGGCUGUGUUAGUUCGAAAACUUGCCAAAAUAAUGUUUCAGCGAGAGCUAUCCAGUCGUCGUCUGACUGUUCAUCCAAUGUACUCGGCUAUGUCGCAACAAAAUCAAUUGGAUGCGUUCAUUGAGGCACCUCCUCUCACACGUAAAGUCAUUCUGGCGACCAAUAUAGCCGAAACAUCUAUCACGAUACCCGGAAUCAAAUAUGUUAUAGACUGUGGGAAAGCUAAAAUUCGUGCCUACGAUCCAGUAACUGGCAUUGAUUCGCUGAAAACAUCAUGGAUAUCGAAAGCCCAAUCAUGGCAACGAACAGGUCGGGCCGGUCGUUUGGCGGAUGGAGAAUGUUACCGAACCUAUUCGAAGGAGGAAUUCAAAACUAUGGCUGAGCACAGCAAACCGGAAAUUUUACGUUGCAGCAUUACCGCAUCUACUCUACAGCUUUUAGCGCUUGGUAUCGACUCUCGGGAAUUCGAUUUCCUAGAUAAACCACCGCUCGAUGCAAUCGACAGUGCCCUCCAAGAGCUGAAGCAGCUGGGAGCUAUCCAGUCCGUUGAAACACCAGCUUUAACCACCAUAGGUCGGAAAAUGUCCAGGCUGCCGCUAGAUCCAAAGUACGCCAAAAUAGUUCUAAGUGCACCGGAAUUUGGCUGUUUGGAGGAAAUUCUCACAAUUGUUGCCAUGCUGUCAGGGGAAAAUGUCUUCCUCAACAGCAACCAAAAACGAGAGCAGCUCUUGGCGGCCCAUUCCAAGUUUCAUGCCGCGUGCGGAGACCACAUCACAAUGUUGAACGUAUUCAACGACUUCAAAACCAAGGACAAAGCGAAGCGCUGGUGCUACGACAAUUUCCUGCUGGAGCGAAAUCUUAGCUAUGCUGCCAAUGUGAGGCUGCAACUGCGUGAUAUUUGCCACUCGUUGGGACUCCAGAUGAGUUCCUGCGGCAGUGACCCCAUCCCGGUGGUAAAAUGUCUUCUCACGGGUUUGCAUAAAAAUAUUGCUGAACUGCAGCGGGACAAUUCGUACCUGAUUAUGUCGAACCGAGCACGCUCCCGCAUCCAUCCAUCCAGCGUGCUGUGCGGUCGGGCGAGACCCGGUUAUGUGAUAUACACGGAAUUGGUGGCAACCGGAAGGAACUAUCUGCGUACGGUCAGCGAAAUCGAACCGGAAUGGAUCGGCGAGGUUGUCCCGAAUAGCAACUUUUUCGAUCGAAUCUCAUACGGAGCCAACCGAGGCAGUACUAGCAGUUACGCUACCGGCAACUAGGUACGAGCAAACCAUCAUUGGAAUACUGCUUAGAAUCAUUUCAACAAGUGAUUGAUAAUUUCAGUUAGCUAAUUUAAGCUUCUUUUUGAUUUAAUGUAAUUAAUAUAAAAAUACAAACAAAAUAGUCAAAUCAAUAUUCAAUAUUCCUGCAAUUAAUAUUAUUAUAACAAAGACUGUUUCUAAGAAAGUGUAAUGUCUUCGAAGGAUUUUUGAAUAAAAAUGUUCACUUUAUGUAUACGA
This is a messenger RNA of Toxorhynchites rutilus septentrionalis, 2861 nucleotides long. It is a transcript of the gene ath, whose product is annotated as ATP-dependent RNA helicase DHX33. NCBI's taxonomy places the organism in Eukaryota, Metazoa, Arthropoda, Insecta, Diptera, Culicidae. Gene Ontology annotation, cellular component: nucleolus; intracellular anatomical structure. Gene Ontology annotation, molecular function: ATP binding; RNA binding. The transcript has a single exon. Bases 555 to 2621 code for a protein of 688 amino acids. Gene Ontology annotation, biological process: positive regulation of transcription by RNA polymerase I. The record is from RefSeq and is a predicted model, not a curated record.